ACUCGUCAGUAUCGUGCCGCGACUCCCUCGCGACGAGAGAGCGUCCGCUUCAAGUUCCUCGGCUCUUCUCGCUGUUAACGCGCGCUUUCUCUCUCUCCUUCUCUCUCUCUCUCUCUUUCCUUCUUCCGUCCCUCUCUUUAUUUGCCACUUUCUUCGCUCGCGAAUUCGCGAACGAGAUUCGCGCGACGCUCGCUCGCGCGAGUGUGCGACGACGUGCGUUUUCCCUUCGAUCCCCCGGUAUCGGAGCCGGUCGCGUGUGUGCUACGAUUUUUGGAGAUUUCGGGAUUCCGCGGGAUCCCGAGGAUCCAGUGAUAGUGUUGUCACCAUCGACGAUCGUUCUCGGAUCCUCACGCGGGGUUUAACACCAGAGUCGUGGCUGACGAUCUAUCAAACAUGUUGCGGCUUAUGGUCCUAUUCUUUCUAUAUAUCGCUGCCACUUACACACCUGGCCACUGCGAAGCAAGGGCAUCGCGAGAUGUCGAGCAUGCGAGACUACCAGAGUUCCUCACGGAAUUGGACCUGUCGAGUCUCGAGGCAUCCGAGGAAGACGUCGAAGCGCUGAAGAAAAUCGUGAAAAGGCUGGCGCCCGAGAAGAACGGCGAGUACCAAGUUUACCAAGUCUUCUUCGGUAACGAGGACCUUCUCAAGGAGUGGCUCAAAGGAGCGGACGUGACAGGACAGCCCGGGGUGGAUUAUCCAGCUCUCACGUCGAUCCCAGCCACUUCAUUCAGCUGUCGCGGUCUAAGAGGGGGAUAUUACGCGGAUUUAGAGACAAAUUGCCAGGUAUUCCACAUCUGCGACAAUGGACGAAAGAUCUCGUUCUUGUGUCCCAAUGGUACCAUCUUUCAACAGUCGCAACUUAUAUGCGACUGGUGGUUCAAAGUGGACUGCAGCAAGUCCACGGAACUGUACGAGCAAAGCGCCGAACAAUUGGCCGAGGAGGAGAAGAAACGUGCGGACGCGAGGAAGAUGAAAUCUGAGUAUCAUCGUCCAGUAGAACAGCAGGAUAACGCGGAUUACUACGAGGCUCAAAACGUCGAUUACGACGGCAAGCAAAACGGCAGAAUGAAUCCAUACGGCCAAUCUCCCGUCAAUCAGAAUCAAAUUCCGGCGAAGCAGGAAUUCAAGUCCGCCCAGCACUUCAAAUCGAACAACAAUCGAGAUUCCGGUCGUUAUUUCCAGGAAAACAACGCGAAUGCACUACGAACUAACGAGAAAACGAGUCAAACACCCGAGAAUUUCAAUCAGCAACCGAAACAACGACAGUAUCACGACGGUGGCUCGAAUUAUUCGACGAACAAUAGGCAGAGAAAUCAGCUGGUGAACACGCAAGGAGACAAUAAAUUCAACUACGAGCAGGGGAAUAAGUUCCAGGAUACUCGACAGAAUUACCAGAGUAAUUCGCAGGAUUACCGGCCGGAUCAAAAUACGCCGCUCAACAACGAGAAGCCAGGAUUUAGAGGUACGAAGUCACGUCCGUCGACGCGAAACAAUUUGCUCGGCUCCAAUCAAUCGCAGAAGUCUACGCCGAUUUAUAUGGAAACGACGACCUUCCGAACGACGACCGCGGCACCUCCGAAGGAAUAUCAGCAGUUUGCGGAAAGCGCCGCAUUCGUGUCGAAUCGGGGAAAUCGCUUCAACUCGGGCAGAUCCGAGAGCAAUCGGCAGUUCUAUUAUCAUUCCUUUGAUUAUCAGGAUCAUUCAACUACGAUCGAUUAUCGCGAUCAGGAGACGACCACUUUGACGCCGGAGAGAAACCAGGAGGCAGAAACGGUGUCUUUCACGCCGAAGACGAACGCACCUUCAUUCCCGGGACCCACAUUCGCUCCCGUUUAUAAACCCAAGGCAACGACAUUGCCGCCUUAUGAAACAACUUUGCAAUACACGCCCACCACCGAGACGUCCUUCUACAGCACUUCCUACUACGGACAAGACGAUACUCCGGAAACUACCGUUUACGCCAACACCGCGACUGUCACGUCGUCUUCUGUAGAUGAAUAUUCGACCACGGAGUCUUAUGCUACGCGAAACGAUCUGCAAACUCCUGCCGCGAUAGGGAGGGUGCCACCGCUCGCUGGAAAUCAUCAAAAUCAGCAGUACGUUGCUCAUAGAGUAACCAAUCAGAGGGACACCGAUCGCGACACAGCUUCUUACGCGACAACGCGUCCGUAUUUAAAUACAGAAAGCUAUCGACACAAUGUACCGGUUAAUGUCACGUCGACCGUGAACCACGAAGAGAAUCGCAGUGGGACGACUCGGUCCAAUUAUCAAAGCGAAAAUAACAUAGCGGAUAUCGAGACUAAAAGCACAACGAGGGAUCCCUGGCGCGCGUCUUCGCAGAGCUUCCGGCAAAACUCGAUCAGUUCGACCGAGAAGCCAUGGAAAAGUACGAACGUUUAUCAGCCGAUCGGAUCCACUAGUAAGACCUUGAGUCCCUAUGACACGAGUUUCACUUACAAACAAGGGAAAGUACUGUCUACCUUAGGUCCUUACAUACCGUUCACCAAGAAUUACGUUUACUCGACGAUGACCACGACUCCGACGCCGAAACCGUCGGCUACCGUGCCGACUUACAGCUCUACCUUGACCAAUUAUCGCAUAACGGCGAGCAAUCUUUUGCCCAAGAUGAAGUCUUCGUCUCCAGUAACGAGCAAGCCUAGAGACAGAGCGACUUAUCUGCCUGAGGCGAGUAGCAAGCGACCAACGACUUUGGAAGACAGGCCUUACACCGAACGGGAACACGCGCUUAGCAUGUUGCAUUCUCUUCAGGGUUUGGAGAACAACGCGAAUAGUCUGAGCGAGAUCAAGAAGAGUGGAUCCGAUCGAAGCGCGCCCCUCCCGCCCGGGCCGUCUACCUUACAUUCGUUAGCCCUGUACUUUGCCACAGCUAGUGACAAUCUUGACUUGAACGAGACAGUCGAGUCCAUCGCGAGCGUCGAGCAUCAAGAUGGCAGAGAAGACGAUUAUUCGCGCAACGCGUCUGUCGAGUUACCCAUCAACAUUCUCACGCAGCACACCAUCGCGUCGUACGCCGAGCUGUUCAAUCUGAACAAUGCCCUCGAGGGAAACGCUACGAUCGCCGAAUUCGCGGCAGAGAUCGAUAAUGUCGCCAGCGAGAUCAAUGACGAGGACGAUGAUCUCGACAUCGAGCAGAGCGAAGGUCCAGUGAACGGCGCGAAGAGAUCGAAUAAUACUAAAUUGCGCGAGCUGGCCCAGGUCUUCACUCACGCUUUGUCGGCAUACUUGCAGGAUCCAGACACUUUUAAAAAAGUGCUCACGGAGAUUAGGCCCACGCAACCUCCGACGACGACACUCGACGACGGUCAAUAUGAGACGACAUUGUAUCCGACCACAGCAGAGGAGUACUCGUCGGUGACCAAAGAGAAGGAUGAGGUCCUGGACUUUUCGGAUGACACGGAUGCAUCCAGGAGGCGCAAACCGUCUACCGUAUUUCCAACCACUUCGCAACCGCCCACGACCACCGAUAGAUCGUACUUGACUUAUUACACGACGCCCUACGAAGAAUAUUAUUCAACGAGUGAGACGCGCAGACCGAUCUACUAUCCGAGUACGACGUUGUUACCACCUGGCACUUCAUCGCGUGACUCGGAAGAUUAUAUGGAAUCGUCGACGCAGAGUGGCAACACGUUCGCCUUUGAAGUCAAUCGCGCUUUCACCACCACUACAGGCGACAUUAACAAUUACGACAGCGACACGAGAGAUUCGACUGAUCUGUCGCCGGUUUACGAUAAUUAUUUCCCGUUGGAUGAAGACGGAAAUCGAGAUAAGAUCAGCAACUCUCGCAAUAAUACAGCGAGAACCUUCCAGCCAUACGGCAAGAACGUCAAGCCCAAGAGCGCUACGCCUAUAAGUAAUUACGUGUCGUCGUCGACGCUGGCGUCUUUCCAGCCCUCAGGAACGAUCUCGUCCAGAGGUUCGGCUAGCGAUAAACCUGUCCAAAACCUAACGCCGCCUCACUACCAGCGCUUUGGUAAUGUGAAGGUUUUCGAGGUGUCCAAUAGCAUCGUGCCUAAUCAGAUACAUUCGACGACACCUUUGUCCAGGAGCAAGCCUUCCUACGAUACACCUAGCACUACCGUUCAGCCUUUCAGGAUACGUUAUUAUGAUUCGACCACGAUGCUGCCCGAAGAUCGGAAGACCAGUCCCGAGUCUCUGGUCACGGCUCGCAGCUCGUAUAUCAAGUACAGGAACAGCUACAAUCGUAUAGAGGGCAACCGCGCGGAAGGUACUCAUAAGCCCGUGGAAAAUCCGUCAACAACGGCAGCAACGACGAUCCGAGACAACGUCGGGACACUAGAUCCGAUCACCGCGACCGUCGGCGAUGUCAUUCCGUAUACUGCUACCGUUACUCGCGCUACCUCCGGCAAAUCAUCGUCGUCCAGCACGUCGUCCACCAGGCAGCCCAGUUCGCUGAACAACGAUCACUGGACCUCUUCGCCCAUGGUCACCCAGUUGUGGGAGACGACGGUGUUCGUGGAUCCUCAACACAUCAAUCACGGUCUACAAUCGAGUGUGGACAUUGCUAGAUCGCCCACUACCGACAACACCAUCGAGGGGGAAUCGGAACGCACGGCAGCGACUACCACCAGAUCCCCGACGUCGUUCACCGAAGUAGACCUCGACGGGACGACGGAAGAACGGACUACCACUAGUACCCCUAGUCCCUGGCAAUGGGCGACGAAUGGCAACGAUUCGCCGAUAACGUUCACUCUGCUUCCGACGACUUUUACCGCGGAGAACACAGCGACUCCGACGCCGAUCAUCACGACACGAUCCAGCAUCACGACCACAAUAACGUCCUCGGUGACGACUAAUUCCGUUUCUCGAGACAAUCGAGCGUCCACUUUACUGCCGUUCCCGACGAAUGCGUUGAAUACCACCGAGAACGAGGUGAUCAAGGCGCAGGAGAUGUUCGGGAAACUGAACGAGACGAGUUCCAACACGCUAAUGCGAGUGAUGAAGCAGGCCGAUAAUAAUGAAACGGUGAGGCAGCUCGUGCUGUUGCUGAUAAGCCAUUGCAAUGGACCUAGAAACAAGACGACGGAGCAGCAGAAAGAACAGCUGUUAGAUGCUCUUCUAAGAUUGCCAGUUAACGAGUUUAGUUCCGAAGAAUCGCGAGAGAUCGUCGCCGGUAUCAGCAAACUUAAUCUUCCUAGUGGAAAGACACGAGCGGUCAUUUUAUCAAACUCCACGACGAAGGCUCCACGAGCGUCGUCCGUGAGACCAACGCCAUCCGCACCAUCCAUCACCACCUUCCGUAGUAAAACUGGACGGAGAUUCCGAACGACCACGGAGAGUGUCCACAGUUUUGCUAGAAGAUCGGACGAUGUUGUUCAGACGGACGCAAACAAUUCCUUAGCGGAGGACGAGACCAUCGUGUCCGACAACCGAGCACUCGAGCUCCUCAGGUCGCUCUACACGAUAGCAGCCAAGUGGGGCUGAGGGAUCACACAAUCGACGACCGAUCGGAACUACGCGCGCGUCGGAAGACUCGCGAGAUGAAUAUCUCGCUGGAGUAUUAGAAGACGAUCCAUCUGUCGAUACGUAUCUCGAAGUAGAUCGUUGCUGUCAUCGCGUUAUCCCGUCUAGCCUAAAUUCGAGGAGGGUUCGUAGAGCACGAACUCGGUCAAUCGGUUUUGAUCUCGGCCCAUGAAUCGACAUGAUAAAGAAAAAUCUGACGUACGAAUGUUUCCUUGAGAGACACGAUGAUAUCGUGCUUCUUAUCAAUUUGCAACGUGUGAUUAUCGUUGAUUUUGCUAUUUUUUGAGAAGAGAAAUUCUUGUUCUAUUACAAUGCUUGAUAUAUACUUACUACGCUUGAUUUUUAGAAAUUAGAUUCGAGCUAAAGUUUCGGUAUCUUUAGUCUCGGAUCGAUAAUUACGACAGCGAAGUUCGAUUUAACUUGGGGCCGAGAUUGACACCCGCGCUCGCGGAUAUUAAGUAGGUCAUGUAACAACCGGUUUUCUCAAAAUGUAAUCUGUAAACGGCUGCUUGGUACCCGCGAUCGAAUGUAACUCGUAUCGGUUAAUAUGCGGAGUCCCGAUCGAUCAUCGAUCGAUAAUAUCGCGGUAUAAUAAUUAACCGGUUGUAGUCCGACAAGUUGAGAUUAUGUAUUUGUUCUCGCCGUCUCUUUUAUUAAGAAUAAAACAUCGAUCGCCUUGAAAUAUCGGUAACUGUUACUUGCAAAAAAUGCCUGCCAUACUCUUCGUCCUUCCUGUUCAAUGACUUUUGCGUGAAUGCUAUCGUGUAUGAAUAUUCAAUUUAACUCUCUCGUUAUCAAAUGAAAUAAUUUAAUAAAGAAUUAAUAAAAAAUUUUAAUGAGAGAUAAAGAUUUUUUUUUUAUUUCAUUGACAAACAAUUUGACGAAAAUUUAUGUAAUCCUUCCAUUUAAGUCUGCUCGAUCCUGUCAUAUUUGGAAUAAAUAAUUGAAUUUGAUUGUUGAUGUCUACAACACGAGAGAGACAUACAAAGUGGUUAUUAUACUCGAAAUUACUCGUGUAAAACAGUGAAUGUGCAUACCAGCAUAAAGGGAUUUGUAUGACUCAUCCGCUUCGUUCUUCUCAUAAUAUUGCCAAGUAUAUCAAAUUGCUAUUCGUGUUUGUUAAAUAGCACGAAAUUGGCGGAAUGUGUGAUGGAACGUGAAUUGCACCGUACGCUUAUGGUUAUUCGUACCGGUUUGACUCUAGACGUGACACAAUUUCGCCCUUUCCUCGCGUAUCUUUCCAAUCCCAGGUCCUCCUCUGAAAUUCGCGUCAGCUCUCAGAUACCGUAUUAAUUCCCAUCAGUGGAAUUAAAUUGAUAUUCACGGGUUGUGUCGUACGAACCCUCCGUCGUCCCGGAAAAACCGCUGUCGAACUGUUGUUACGUUCAGUAUUAUGAAAAGACUCCCGGAAGAGGAUCCGCCCAGCAUCCACAGUGGCGCGGAUUCGCCAAAUUAUUUAUUCUAUAUCUUCGCGACUUCUAUCGCGAUUCCUAUGUCCCGAUUAACAGUAAGCUACUUGUAUCUUUCAUGAAAUUACGGUGUUGGUAACGUUCUCUUUCGUCUGGGCAUUUCGAGAUCGGCGAUGCUCCUUCGUCGCGAUCCCGAAAUGUCCAAACGGGAUUUCUAGGUCAUUAUUUAAGUACCGCGACUUUUAGCGACUUGUAGCCGUAUCGACUUUAUGUAAUAUACCUUUGUACAGUAUGUGAAUAAAUAUACAGGGUUUUGUUUACCUGUGUUUUGC
Molecule: messenger RNA, 7243 nt
Organism: Camponotus floridanus (Florida carpenter ant)
Lineage: Eukaryota; Metazoa; Arthropoda; Insecta; Hymenoptera; Formicidae
Gene: thw
Product: putative GPI-anchored protein pfl2
Exons: 8
Coding region: 394-5463 (1689 amino acids)
Cellular component (GO): extracellular region
Molecular function (GO): chitin binding
Source: RefSeq, a predicted model, not a curated record